AUGGCGUUAGGUGGAAAAACCUAUCACAAUGGUCAUCCAUGUUAUGACCAUCUGGGUCCUUGUAUUUCUCUAAGGUCAUCUAUCAUAUUUGUACCACUGCAUCUCUUGUUUGAAGCACUCAAGGCUCUUAUUUUGGAGAAAAUGGGGAAGCCUGAUGAAGCACUUAGUGUUUGUCUAAAUGCCAAGGAGCUGUUACAUUCAGAUAAUGUUGUUCACACUGAUGACCUCACUCUCAGCACUUUACAGAUUGUUUUCCAUCAGCUCAAUUGCUUGGAUUUGGCUACUUCUUGCUAUGAGCAUGCUUGUGGAAAAUAUCCAAACAACUUGGAAAUAAUGAUGGGUCUUUUCAACUGUUAUGUUCAUGAGUACUCAUUCGUGAAACAACAACAGAUAGCAAUCAAAAUGUACAAAAUUGUGGGAGAAGAAAGGUUUUUGCUCUGGGCAGUUUGCAGCAUACAAUUACAGGUAUUAUGUGGCAGUGGGGAUGAGAAACUAUUGUCGUUAGCUGAGGGUUUACUUAAGAGGCACAUAUCUUCACAUAGUUUGCAUGAGCCAGAAGCUCUUGUUAUGUAUAUCUCGAUAUUGGAACAACAAGCAAAGUAUGAAGCUGCUUUGGAAGUUCUUUCUGGUGAUUUGGGAUCUCUUAUAACAAUAGAGGAGGACAAGUUACGCAUGCAGGGGAGGCUUCUUGCUCGUGCAAGUAACUAUGCUGCUGCUGCUGAGAUUUUCCAGAAAGCCCUAGAGUCAUUUCCUGAUGAUUGGGAGUCUUUCCUCCAUUAUUUAGGCUGUUUGCUUGAGGAUGAUAUGUACUGGUCCAAAGCAAGCACUGCUGAUCAAAUAUGUACAUUUGGUUCUAUUGAUUUUCAAGUUUGUGAGGCAACUCAUUUAACCGAGGAAGUGUUUUAUUCACACAUAUCAAGGGCAUUGUUAUUUGUACAAAUGUUACAAAUGGACAUCCAGAAUGAUUACAUUAGAGGUCCUUUCUUGGCAAUUAUUGAAAUUGAAAGAAGGCGCCGUCUGCAUGGAAAAGCUGAUGAUGGCAAAUUUAUGGAGGCUUGGCUUAAUUAUUUUCACAGGUUGGUAGAUCCUAUUCAAAUCGAGCAAAUCUAUCAUUAUGGUAUGCUAUUCUGGCGUACAAAGAAGCUGGGAUAUUUGCUGGAAGCAACUAUGGUUUUGGAAUUUGGCCUGAAUAUCCGAAGAGACGUCUGGCAGUACAAGGUACCUUUGCUGCAUUUGUAUUCUCACAUGGGAGCUCUUCCAUUAGCAUAUGAAUGGUAUGUUACUCUUGAGCUGAAAAAUAUUCAACUGGAGACGGACUCCCACCACAUCUUGACCCACAUGUUGAAAUCACCACAUUGGCAGGAAACUGCUGAUCUUCUGAAAGAGUAUUUGAAGUUUAUGGAUGAUCAUUUGAGAGAAGCUGCUGAUCUUACCUUUCUUGCAUAUCGCCAUCGUAAUUAUUCAAAAGUAAUUGAGUUUGUUAAAUUCAAAAAGCACUUACAACACUCAGGUCAGCUUUUGAUGGCACGGCUUGAAGCUUUUAUCCUACAAUUGAAGCAGAAAGCAGAUAAUCUUGAAGAAGUAGAGGGCAUUCUUGAAAAUGUAAACUAUGGUAUUCAAUUGCUUGAGCUGUCAAAUGAGGAUAAACUGAAAUCCUUGACAUUCAAUGGAUAUCUCCAGGGACGGCCUUGGUGGUCCCCUACUCCUGAUAUAGAUUACCUUUCAGAACCAUUUGAAGAAGGAUCUGCAUGCCUCAGAGAAAAAUCGGUAAACCAUGAUUAUGCUCCAUAG
Messenger RNA from Elaeis guineensis (African oil palm), 1791 nucleotides. The record is from RefSeq and is a predicted model, not a curated record. NCBI's taxonomy places the organism in Eukaryota, Viridiplantae, Streptophyta, Magnoliopsida, Arecales, Arecaceae.